AACCAAGAACCAAAAUCAGAUUCAACGAUGUAGUGUCUAUUGUACAGUUUUGCCGGUUCAAAUUGAGCAAAACGAUAAUUAGUAUACCAUGGAUAUUGAAACUACGUUCGCAGGGAAAUUGAGAUUAUUGUCAAUAACACUGGGUGGAAUUGCUGUUGCAUUAACCGGUCCGUCGCUGUGUCGUCAGGCAAUAGCUUGUGAUCAGGACUCAUACAGCAAGGAGUUGUAUUUCUUGGCAAUAUCGUAUAUUGCACUCAGUGCGUCUUUUAUCCUAAUUGUAGCCAUAAUCUUCAACAUCUCCAAAGGAAUCCGAUAUUGGUCAAUAAUUGAUGUGACCUGUCAUUUACUUAUGGCUAUACUGCUGCUUCUAGGUUGGAUUUUAUUUGUCGUGAGUGUCAGUUACAAUGCGAAGCGCGUAGUGGUGUUGCCAGAAUAUCGACAAUGGUACAACAAUUUCAUGGCAAAGAGAAGCUUUGCAUUGAUUUUGCAAUUUUUUAAUAUUUUGGCAUACCUUGUGACAGCCUUUCUAGCGUUCAAGAAUCGCUCAAGAGCCAACCGAGAAUAAACAUUUCUGUUAAAUGCCAGGAAGUUGUAGCAAUUUAUUGAUUGGAUCAUUUUAAAUGAACCUGAAAAUUUAUACUUCGAAUAAAGUGAUUUUUCUAAACAAU
Messenger RNA from Bradysia coprophila, 668 nucleotides. RefSeq lists its product as uncharacterized. The record is from RefSeq and is a predicted model, not a curated record. Gene Ontology annotation, cellular component: membrane. NCBI's taxonomy places the organism in Eukaryota, Metazoa, Arthropoda, Insecta, Diptera, Sciaridae.